This is a messenger RNA of Hymenoscyphus albidus, 2289 nucleotides long. Lineage: Eukaryota; Fungi; Ascomycota; Leotiomycetes; Helotiales; Helotiaceae. The record is from the annotation of a GenBank genome assembly.
AUGCCGCCCGUGCAAAGGACCUUCCAGCUGGUGCCCGAAGUGGCCAAGCCCAUGUCCCGACCUCCCAUGACAAGCAAGGCCGCGAAAAAGGCCUACAUGAAAGCCAACCAGGGUCCGAAGGUGUCUAGAGCCGAGCAGAGACGACUAGACAGGGAGGCAGUGGAGAAGACGAAUAAGGAAUAUGAGAAGGAGAAGGCUGCUGCUAAGGCGAGAGCUGUGAGGGAGAAGAAGGCUGCGAAGGCUCUUGCUGAGAAGGAGGAGAGGAGGAGGAAGGGAAUACCCGAACCAAGUCGAUUCGUUAGAGCCAGCCAGCCGACUAUUUCGCGCUUUAUUAGACCUGGAAGUAAGAGAACAAGAGAAGAUAUGGAGAAUUUAGAUGAGGACGAGGAAGCAGAAGACACACCGGCAGAGGAUGAGGCUUUUGAAACCAUCUUGGAGGAGUCGAAUAUGGAAAAGUCUGAGGAGCCUAAAGAUGGAGAUGCGCCGGUCGGGAAAUUUGUCAGCUCAUCAGCCAACAUGGAACCUCCGGCAAAAAAAGUGGCAAUGACGAUGGAAAUAGAGUCCGAGGAUGAAUUUGGAGACUUCCCAUCAUUGUCGCAGACAGAUAUACUGCAGAAAGUAGACAGCCCAAGUGUUUCUUUCAAUCAGGAUGAGGCAGUCCCACAUCUAGUGCAAAAGGAACCCACGGAGUCUGGCUCAGAUGACUUUCCUACCCUUUCCCAAUGCGAAAUUCUAGAGAAAGGAAAUCUUCCGCCUGGAGCUAUUACGAUAUCUCGAAGUUGUACUCUCAAUGCUGGGAGGCCUUCAAGAUCGCCUUCGCCUGGAAAGGUUACGCAAGAAAAGUCGAAGCUGAUUACGAAUUCAAACUUAUGUGGCGAGGUUUCAUUUGCUGAGUCUCAGUUGCUGGUUGACAUGGCGCAAACCCAAAUCCCCCCAAAGCUCUCCGAAAAUGAGGCAAGAUCUGAUGGAGUGAAGUCUGUGGAAAAUAUGCAGCAACCCGCAAUAUCCCUAGAUAGCACUCCACAAUCUAUCAAUGUGAAUGCGCCGCUAAACACCGUCAGCGAUCAAAAGCCUUAUACAAGUCAUGCGAUAACAUAUCCCCCUAAGCAAUCAUCGACCCCUCGCACAGCCAAUAUGCCUCCUCCAAAGUUUUUGCCACCUAGACAUCCCCUACACGAUCGUUCAGUAAAUAGCAUGCCGCCACCAGCAUUACCAAAACAGAACCAGGCAAAAUCUGUUUCCUCGUUGGGCCCAACCUCUAGAUUCUCAAGCCGAAACACAUCAGUGCGAGGAUACAGAUCUCCAGCACCAAACCUACCGCCGACUCCCACUCAAGCAUUCCUUGAAAACAACCUAGACGAUUUCUUUCCUAGCCCAAGUCAAGAAAUUCGCGAGUUGCUUGAUGAUAUGGAUGAUUUGCCAUCUAAUACACAAAUUGCCCAGGAGUUGAGUCCUGUAAAGCAAAUAUCAAAGGAAAGCAAUGAUUCGUUCAAGGUCCUAAUUUCCACACCGGACUUUGCAACAUCAUCUGGAGAUAUGUGUCAGUUGAAUACGCCGAGUCGACCACCCAACCAGAUGUUCAAUCUGAGACGAGAUUCAGCGCUGCCAGGAAAAUAUAGCAAAGAUCUCAACCAGCCACAUCCAUAUCCUCGCAGCCCGCUCAUGAAAGAAAACACUAUGAAGCCUCCGCCAGUUCCUUCGAAACGCAUGGAAUGGACACGUCCCAAACCUUUCAUCGCAACUGCUAAACCAGUUACCACCUUCCAGAUCCCUCAUACAGAAACUACGACUCGGACCCCACUACGAACAUCCGCUUUAGCAAGAUCUCAGAAUGCAAAUACAACUACUCCCACGCCUGUUAUACGCCUUCCCCCGACCAACGAAAAAAUCAAAUCCUCAUCUCCAAAACCUCCUCCAAUCCCGCCCAAGACGCCCCUCUCACCCCCACCAAAACGCCGUUUCUUCGAAGAAAAAGAGGAAGACCUCCUCCACGGCGCCCUCUGGGAAAGCCGCCUAGAAGCCCGCGCCUUAGAGAAAGCCCGUCAACAAGCCGAAGCCCAAACUUCCGCACGAAAAAAAGCCCAAGCUCGUCAAGGCGAAGGACUUCUCCAACGUGCGGUCCGAGAAGCCGAAGCACGUCAAGAGCAACAACAAGCAGCACAGAACAAAGCCGCGAAAGAAUCUCCAUCGCAGAAUAAGAGGACACUGCAGCGAGCUGGCUCAGCGACGGAUUAUGGCGAUGAUGAGUUUAGUGGGUGUUCGCAGGAGUUACUUGCGUUGUGCUGUUAA